ACAGCUACACUUUCAUCUCUUUGAGGUCUCUGACAUCGGACGGGAGAUAGACUCCGGAAAAUGAUCACUGUUUUGAGUCGCUCGGAUAACUGACCGCCUAUCUUUUUCAGUGAGAAAUGGAGAAGUUGCCCGUUAGAGAGAUAAACACCUUUUUGGUUUAGUAGUGUCUCCAACCUUACAACACAUCUGUCUGCCUGCAGCAACUUUGAAGUAGGUGCAAGUGCCAAACCCUUAAAAAGACGUAAACAAAUCUACUGCUCCUUACAAGAAGGUGAGAAAACCAAGUUGCCAUGGGAAACCAGUUAACAGAGAUUGCCCCCAACACACCGUUCCUGCCUAACUACCAGUCUGUGCAUGUUGUGGUCAUCGGUCUGGACUCUGCUGGCAAAACAUCGCUGCUCUAUAGACUGAAGCUUAAGGAAUUUGUGGAAACUAUCCCAACCAAGGGAUUUAACACAGAGAAGAUAAAGGUUCCGGUCGGCAAUGGCCGUGCCAUGACUUUCCAGGUGUGGGACGUUGGUGGUCAGGAGAAACUUCGGCCACUGUGGAAGUCCUACACGCGGCGCACAGAUGGCUUGGUCUUUGUAGUGGACUCCUCAGAGGUAGAGCGCAUGGAGGAGGCUAAGGUAGAAUUGCACAAGAUCACACGCACGUCAGAGAACCAAGGAGUGCCGGUGCUGGUGUUGGCUAACAAACAGGACCUUCCAGUCGCGCUGGCUGUUUCUGACGUGGAGAAGGUUUUGGCUGUGCAUGAACUGAGUGCCUCCACCCUACACCAUGUGGAAGGUUGCAGUGCAGUGGAUGGGCAGGGGUUACAUCUUGGUUUGGAAAAACUCUAUGAGAUGAUCCUCAAAAGAAAGAAAAUGGUGAGGCACAGCAAGAAAAAAAGAUGAGCAGAACGGGACAGCAUUAAGACACGGUUAUUAUGAAGCUCCUCAGGGGACCCUGUAUUAACGUAGGAUUUUGCAGCGAAUCCCUGAAUGAAGGAAAUGCUCCAGAUGGCCCAGUGGUCAGGAGAAAACAGAUUUGACCUUUAUGUGACAGUAUUGAACUGCUUCCUACCAUGCCUAGUAUUUGCUGUGCAGCUCCCCUUUGUAAUCAAGGAAUAUGUGAUAAGAUUGAUAGGAUUUAGUUUCACCAGAGUUUAAGCCUAUGUCCUUGCCAUUUUUCUUUGUUUUUUCAAGCAAGAAAGAGACUGAAUCAUAUAGCUUGGCAACAUAUUGAUUUUCUUUCAAAGGAACCUCACAAAGGCAUACUUUUCUUACAUAAAGUAUGCUAGGUUGAUUGCCAGUGCCGAUAUUAUAAAGGACCAUAAAUAUUCACAAUACGGUAGCUGUGGAACUGAAGUCUUAAGCGAAUAUCUAACUACGCUACUCACACUUGUGAGAUCUAAGUUUUUGUCGGAACACUUGUUUGUUUUUACAUGCUGUAAAUAGUUUUUGUAAUGUUGCAGAAUAAAUAAAUUAUAAAUUGCCUUGACACAAUCAGUUCUUCAGAAUAUCU
This is a messenger RNA of Xyrauchen texanus (razorback sucker), 1503 nucleotides long. RefSeq names its product ADP-ribosylation factor-like protein 4D. Gene Ontology annotation, biological process: intracellular protein transport; vesicle-mediated transport. The record is from RefSeq and is a predicted model, not a curated record. The coding region runs from base 291 to 893 and encodes 200 amino acids. Gene Ontology annotation, cellular component: cytoplasm. The transcript is spliced from 2 exons. Gene Ontology annotation, molecular function: GTPase activity; GTP binding. NCBI's taxonomy places the organism in Eukaryota, Metazoa, Chordata, Actinopteri, Cypriniformes, Catostomidae.